AUGAGAAACGAAGUUGAGGAAGUGGAGAAGAUGCUGCGCGAUUCGACAUUUUAUAUGCCAGUGAGCAAUGAGGAGAAGGCUGCUGUGUAUGCAGCCAUGGCAAAUGACUUUAGAGGGACUGGGCAUUGGUAUUACUGUGAGAAUGGCCACCCAUUUACGAUUGGAGAGUGUGGUAUGCCAAUGGAAACCUCUCAAUGCCCACAAUGUGGUUCUCCGGUCGGCGGUCAUGAUCAUGAGGUCGUUGGUGGUGUCAGACCUGCGACCGACUUGGAGCGUCAAUUCGGUGGACUUAGAAUUUAA
Molecule: messenger RNA, 300 nt
Organism: Venustampulla echinocandica
Lineage: Eukaryota; Fungi; Ascomycota; Leotiomycetes; Helotiales; Pleuroascaceae
Exons: 1
Coding region: 1-300 (99 amino acids)
Source: RefSeq, a predicted model, not a curated record